AUGUCUAAAGCAUCACAACCAGAAUUGAAAAAGUAUAUGGAGAAACGUUUAUUUAUCCAAUUGAACGGUGCUAGAAAAGUAACUGGAAUUCUACGUGGUUACGAUCCAUUUAUGAAUUUAGUAUUAGACGAUACAGUCGAAGAAGUCUCUUCCACUGAAAAACAUAACAUUGGCAUGGUGGUCAUUCGCGGUAAUUCGGUAGUGAUAAUGGAAGCACUGGAAAAAAUUUGA
Molecule: messenger RNA, 231 nt
Organism: Funneliformis geosporum
Lineage: Eukaryota; Fungi; Glomeromycota; Glomeromycetes; Glomerales; Glomeraceae
Source: the annotation of a GenBank genome assembly